Messenger RNA from Toxotes jaculatrix (banded archerfish), 4236 nucleotides. It is a transcript of the gene spire1a, whose product is annotated as spire-type actin nucleation factor 1a. The transcript has 19 exons. Gene Ontology annotation, molecular function: actin binding. Lineage: Eukaryota; Metazoa; Chordata; Actinopteri; Toxotidae. The coding region runs from base 159 to 2549 and encodes 796 amino acids. Gene Ontology annotation, biological process: Golgi vesicle transport; polar body extrusion after meiotic divisions; establishment of meiotic spindle localization. The record is from RefSeq and is a predicted model, not a curated record. Gene Ontology annotation, cellular component: cell cortex; cytoplasmic vesicle membrane.
GUGAACCGUUGGUGCUCUUCGCUCAUACCGGAGAGAUUAACAGCAGAGGGACACUGAUCAGUCUGACUCCAUGUAGCUGUGUGACUCUAAAACACUAAAAGGCAAAAUUUCUCUUUCGUUUCUUUCUUUUCAAGUUAUGUGGCUAAAAUGAUGUGAGGAUGGCCAAGCGACCGGGGACUGACGACGGGAUGCUGACUUCGCCGACCAUUCUCCGGGAUUUCGCCGCGGAUUUGAACACCGGGGAUAUGAACGUGGACUGCAGCGACGGAGCCGAGGAGGUCUCCUUGGAAGAAAUCCUGACUCUGUACAGCCAACCGAUAAACGAGGAACAGGCGUGGGCAGUUUGCUAUCAGUGCUGUCGGACUUUAGCGCAGAGGCAUCGGAGGAAAAGCUCCAAGUCUGACGGUGCCUCAGCUGUCGACUACCCGAGGAGGAUUGAGGGACCCGGGGAUGUCAGGAUCGGGAGAGACGGGACUGUCAAACUGCGCUUUGAAGACAGCACAGAUAAAUACAGAUCGGCCCCCACGUCAUCAUUAGAGGUUAUCGACUCACUGGGUGUCAUGAUCUACAAAGCUCUGGACUAUGGCCUCAAAGAAAACGAGGAACGGGAACUCAGCCCGCCGCUGGAGCGCCUGAUCGACGUGAUGACCAACAAUGAAGAAACUGAGAGUGACCCCUGUCCUGAUGAGGGCUACGAGGCCACCGAGGAGGAGGAGGAUGAGUGUGAGGAAGAGGAGGAGGAGGAAGAGGAGGUUGUCUCUGCUACCACCACCGGCACAGUCAGCAGCAUUCGCAGCUAUCGAGACAUCAUCAUGCUAUGUUCUUCCCACCUGCCCAGCCCAUCAGACGCUCCCAGUCAUUACCAGGCUGUGUGUCGUGCUCUCUAUGCCGAGACCAGGGAACUGCGGACCUUUCUGGAAAAGAUAAAGAGUGCCAAGGAGAACCUUCGGAAGAUGGAAGGUGAGACUCAGGGAGAACCGGUUAAAGACCUCAAUGAGCUUCAAAAUGCAGAUUGGGCACAGUUCUGGGUGCAGGUGAUGCGAGAUCUACGAAAUGGUGUCAAGUUGAAGAAGGUUCAGGAGCGACAGUACAACCCACUUCCCAUUGAAUACCAGCUCACACCCUAUGAAAUGCUGAUGGACGACAUCCGCUCCAAACGUUACAAACUUCGAAAAGUCAUGGUGAAUGGAGACAUCCCUCCAAGGCUAAAGAAGAGCGCACAUGAAAUUAUUCUCGAAUUCAUAAGAUCACGACCUCCUCUCAACCCGGUCUCAGCCCGUAAACUGAAACCCCACCCUCCCCGACCCCGGAGCCUCCACGAGCGACUGCUGGAGGACAUCAAAGCUGAAAGGAAGCUGAGGCCGGUCUCACCGGACAUGAUCCGCAGAAGCCGUCUGGGCGCAGGGAAAAGCAUCAGCACCCCUCAGGACUUGUUCCGAAGCUCAGACACUCCUGAUGCACCCAGGAAGUUGGCAGUCAGCACCCAGUCUCUGGCCAGUGGCACCGUGGGAUCCAGUCAAGGUGGAGUUCAGCCACUUAGCCAGAGGAAGAGGCUGCUCAGGGCGCCCACGCUGGCCGAGCUGGACAGCUCAGAAUCUGAUGAGGAGCCCACGCGGAGCAGCUCCAGUAUGUCCACGUCUUUGAUGGAGGACACGUCACCGGAGUCCGUCAUAGGGAAGAAGGCUCCUCCCAAGUUCCUGCCUAUGUCCGCCACCCCGCAGCCAGACAAACGUCAGUCUCCGCAGAGACGACACUCUAUCGAGAAGGAGGCCCCCACCAGUGUCCGCCCCUUCGUACCUCCAUCCAAACAAAGCUCCAAGUCUUUGCUUACGGCGGAUCCCAGCGCCAAGGUGGAAGCUGCCAGUGGUGCUCAGGGCACGGAGGAGUUCUGCUACCCGGUCGAGUGUCUGGCUCUGACGGUGGAGGAGGUGAUGCACAUCAGACAGGUUCUUGUCAAAGCUGAGUUGGAGAAGUUUCAGCAGUACAAAGACAUCUACAACGCCCUCAAGAAAGGAAAGCUUUGCUUUUCAUGUCGGACCAAGAGAUUCUCCCUCUUUACCUGGUCCUACACCUGUCAGUUCUGCAAAAGGCCCGUGUGUUCCCAGUGCUCUAAAAAGAUGCGGCUGCCAUCUAAGCCUUAUUCCACCUUGCCCAUCUACUCAUUGGGCCCCAGUGCUAUGGCUAAAGAAGAAGCAGGUGGGGUGUCUGCCCCAGCAGAGCCUGAAAAGCAGCCGUUUGGGUCUGGACACAGCCGACACAGCCUACGCAGAAGCGUUUACAAGUUGUCCAAGCACGGCAGCAGUAGCAGCAAAGAUGGCCGGUCACAGGACGAGCCAGAGCUGCCAAAGGAGCUGACAGAGGACUGGGUCACCAUGGAGGUUUGUGUAGACUGCAAAAAGUUCAUCACAGAGAUCAUCUCCUCCAGCAGGCGCAGCCUAUGUGUGGCCACAAAGCGUGCCCGUCUCAAUCGCAAAACCCAAUCCUUCUACAUGUCAUCGUCGAACUCGAUCAACUUCAGGCCCUCAGAGCGCACCAUCAAUGAGGUGUAGAAAGUAGGACCGCCCUGUGCACUUUUGUUCACGCUGAGCUUAUUCGCUCAAAAAAAAAAAAUUUAAAAAUAAUAAAUCCCCUCCCAGUCUAGUUUUGACAUGGACUGAUGUACUGGCAGUUUAUGUAAAUGGUGAUUUUCAAAAAAUCAGCGGCCAUGAAGCCAGUCCAUCCCACCCCCAAAGGUUGUAAAGGUUCUUAUACUUUACCCCCUCUCAGGAAAAGUUGGCAUGCUAUGAUUCGCCAUGACUAGUCAGGUCUCUGAAGUAGCUGCCAGAUAAUAAAGGAGAGCCAUGUUUCUGUCUGUGGCAGUGGGAUAUAUUGAGCUGCUGAUAUUGCUAUGGUAAACCAGGUAAGAGAAUGUAUAUUUGACGUAAGAGUGGGUUCAGAUGGUAAGGAAAGCCAAAAGUUGCAAUGAUUUCGUGUAAAUAGUAUCAAGGCCCAACCCUAAUCUUAGCUAUCAAGAUGUUUUCCAGUUCCUGUUUACUUUGAGAACUCAGGAAGAACAACCGAUUGUCUUUUUGACAGAAAUGCACUGUAGAUCCUCCUGUCAGGUCUGCUGGGGUAAAUCUCAGCCACUCUCCUGCCCCUCCUUUAUUCUUCCAGCAACAAUUAUGCCAAAUGUUACAUCAUUCAUUUUAUAGCCAGUUUAAAUGCAUAUUUACUGUUAUUACAUAACAUGUUGAGGGGGGAGAAAAGUCAGUUUAUUUUUCUGGGUGGGGUUUAGUGUUUAGUUAUAAUGUAUAUUCAAUUCUGUGCCUGGUGCCAAAAUGUAAUUUUUUUUUCUUUGAAUGCCUUUGUAGGACCUAUUGUACAUAUGUGUGAUAAACUCGAUGGGGGACAUUUUAGGGGUAAUCCGAAGCUUGGUUUCUUGCCCUUCCAUGUUCCAAGCUGGGCAGUAGAAGCACAGAAAUGUGGGUUAUGAAUGUGUACAUGCUGUAUAUCUUAAUUGUUCAAAAUUUAAAUUUAAUAUAAAAAACCUAACUAAGUAGAAGUAUAAUUUUGCCAUGUUUUAAGAUUUCUGCCUCUGGAGUUUCUUUAUUUGAAAUUCUCCUCUGAGACCUUUAUUAUUAGUGUUAUUAUGUUUGUGUCAGUGUAAUAGUAAAAUUUUAUUUCUAUUGUAUAGUUUAUGAACUCCUCAGUGUUAAGAUACUCCUCUAAAUCGCACUUUUAUCAGACCAAUUUAUUGUUUAUGUUGUUUUCUUUUUCAUAAUUAAUAAUAAUAAUUAAAAUCUUUUGUUUCCCAUCUCUUGGGGGUCCAUAGUGCCAUUUCCCGGGGUUCCUCAUGAAUGAAAAUGUGUGUGAAUGCCUUCAGAUUGUUUUUAAGGAAGAAUAAUGGCUUAAACAAAACAAAACACUCCACUGAAUUGAAUGUAGGCAUUUUUAAGUGUAUAACUUUAAUUGAAUAUAUUUUAUGAACAUUUUACCCUUUACAAAACAUAGUCUCACUCACAUACACAUGUACAUACACACAUAAACAUCUUACAUUCAUUUAGUGUGUUGUGUGACAGUUGUUACCAAAUGAACGCAAAGUCUAACCAGCCUGUCAAAGGAUGCCAUGUUCCAAUGAAAUAAUACAUCUGACCAGUUUUAUUUUGGACCUCUGUAAGGAAUGUGUGCAUGCUGUACUGUGAUCUGUUUGUUUUUAUCAAAGAAAUUAUAAUAAAAUCACCAUGAUUCUUACUUUUG